Messenger RNA from Magallana angulata, 2138 nucleotides. RefSeq lists its product as uncharacterized. The transcript has 3 exons. Bases 336 to 1430 code for a protein of 364 amino acids. The record is from RefSeq and is a predicted model, not a curated record. NCBI's taxonomy places the organism in Eukaryota, Metazoa, Mollusca, Bivalvia, Ostreida, Ostreidae.
AAAGAGACAAAUUAAUCUGGCUAUUUCAUAGUAUAAAUAACCUAGUACUCAAGCCACCCGCCUGAAUGUACCCCAAGACUGAGAUCUAAAUUCCGGUGGAUUUCACUUGAAUGGUCUGUUCUAUACGUUUGGUUCAAGGACAUAUAAUUUUUUUCGAUUAGCAAACUGUUGCUCAAAAGAGAUUCAAAUAAAUAAUACUAAGAAAAUCACAGCAGAAGAAGAAGAAGAAGAAGAAGAAGAAGAAGAAGAAGAAGAAGAAGAAGAAGAAGAAGAAGAAGAAUACCAAAAACAAAAAAAAAAAAACAAACAGACAAACAAAAAUCCAAAAAACAAUAAUGACACGAAAUUUUACCAAAGCUAACAGUUUUUACAGGAAACUCAUCAUGGCACAACUUGAGUUUGACCACGCUCUAAGAUACGUUGACUACUAUGGGGAAUGGGGAAUGGUUUUUGUCCGCUAUGUUACUCCAUAUUUGUGGGUGGCCCCGCUCACUGUAGCAAUUUUUCUAAUAGUUGCUUUUAAGAGACUUCGUUUGUUUGGACCAAUGCAGAAAUGUCUGAUUUCAGUCAUGGCUGUUGACGUCUUCUUCAUCAUUUUCGUCGGCCUCAAAGACGCAAUUUUCAAUUUGUUGAAAUGGAACUAUGGCUUUAUUGAAUAUAAGAUUUGUAGUUUCGUGCUAAAUUUCAUUCAUAUUCAAAUCAGCAUUUACGGCACCUCGCUUUGGAUCAAAUCUCUUAUGCUUAUUCAUCGAAGUUUUAUGUUCCUUUUUCCCUUUAGAGUAAGAUAUUUUAAAGUAAAACUAUUUCUUGUUCCUUUUGCAUUCUUCCAUUUGCUAAUAAUUGUAUUGUACUGUAUCUCAACAAAUACUAUUCCGAUAAAAAAAAUUACCACCAUCCAAGAAUACGUUCCGCAGAUGCCAUUGAAAAUCAUUGAUGCGUGUAUCCUAGGAAAUGAUGACAAGUUCUAUAGUGGAAUCACAUACAUCAUUAUAAGGUGGUUUCGUUAUUUCGUCCAUGUCAUAUAUUUCGCUUUGUUGCCAUUGUGUAUUCAAAGCCUAUGUACAGUCGUUCUUAUUUUCAUGAUUAGAAAACAAAUUACAAAACUUUCCUUUUUAACUCCUAUUGGUAGGUCAAAAAUUGCCCAAAAAGUGGCAUACCUUGUUUUAAUCAGGGCACACAUUUAUUUAGCCGUUUCGUUUUUCGUGCAAGAGAUUCCGAUUUAUUUCGCUGUUAUUUCUGCACUUUACAAUCAAGAUACUUCCAAUUUUCAAAAAAUCAAUUCGAUAAUUGUACUAUAUAUUUACCAAACAUUUGCCAUCGGUAAACUAAUUGAUUUUCUUAUUUAUGCAAGCCUAAGUCGUAAAGUAAAAUCUGAACUCAAGAAUCUCAUUUUUUGCAAAAAAGGGAAGAAGGAAGUGGCUCCGAAAUAAAAUCAAGAGGCCUAGGGGCCAUAUCGCUCAAAUCAGCAUUACGGUAUCAAAAUCAAAAUAUCUUGACAACUAAGUACAAAAAUCUGCCGAUUUUUUUACACAUAUUUAUCAACAAUCAAACUAUUAGCUCAGGUUAGCUAAAAAGCCAGGUUUUUUUUUUUAGAUUCACAAUGGCAGUAGUGGUACAAAUGUAUAACACAGGUACUUGUUAUGCAUAAUGUGCUUGCAAAAAUGGUUAACACUGCAACGCCACAAUAACAUUCUGUACGUCAUGAUGUCAUUCACCAGAGUAAAUGAUCUUGAUUUGGUUAAAUCGUAAACAAUGAAGAAUAAACUAAAAAAGUUCGCCAUGUUACACCAUUUUAAAAUGACUUGGGACAAUUUAUCAAAGUAUUGUUAUAACAUUUCUGCUUUGUGAAUUUACCCUGAGAAUAUCACUGGAAAGAAACAUUGGAAAACUGCCAAUCAAUUUCAGCGGAAGAAAUUUUGCAUCGACAACUGCCGAUCCGUUACAUAUCAGAACGGUGGUUAAUAUGGGGAAGUCCAUGUGUUGGACAAUCUUUUAAUUUGACACUCAACUUAUGUCUUUUGUUGUCGUAAUGUCAGUGUAGUUUAAUUAUUAUUAUACUUCAAACCAGAAAUAGUAGUAAUCUUCAUUAGUCUUUAUAGAUGGAUGGAUAGAUAAUUGUAUCAAAGAAAUAAAUAAUA